Molecule: messenger RNA, 1794 nt
Organism: Trichophyton benhamiae CBS 112371
Lineage: Eukaryota; Fungi; Ascomycota; Eurotiomycetes; Onygenales; Arthrodermataceae
Exons: 4
Coding region: 1-1794 (597 amino acids)
Biological process (GO): tricarboxylic acid cycle; mitochondrial electron transport, succinate to ubiquinone
Molecular function (GO): flavin adenine dinucleotide binding; electron transfer activity; succinate dehydrogenase (quinone) activity
Source: RefSeq, a predicted model, not a curated record
AUGGACAUCAUCUUCCUCGGUGACCAUGAAUUCGAUGCCGUUGUCGUUGGUGCUGGUGGUGCCGGUCUGAGAGCCGCCUUCGGCCUUGCGGAGGCUGGAUUCAACACCGCGUGUGUUACAAAACUUUUCCCCACGAGAAGUCACACUGUUGCUGCUCAGGGAGGUAUAAAUGCGGCUCUUGGAAACAUGCACAAGGACGACUGGAGAUGGCACAUGUACGAUACGGUUAAGGGUUCCGACUGGCUUGGUGACCAAGAUGCUAUCCAUUACAUGACGAGAGAAGCCCCCCAGAGUGUUAUCGAACUCGAGGGUUACGGAUGUCCUUUCUCGCGAACUGAGGACGGACGUAUCUACCAGCGUGCUUUCGGUGGACAAUCGCAAGAUUACGGAAAGGGAGGUCAGGCUUACCGAUGCUGCGCAGCUGCUGACAGAACCGGCCACGCUCUCCUCCACACCCUCUACGGUCAAUCUCUCCGCCACAAUGCCAACUACUUCAUCGAGUACUUCGCUAUGGAUCUCUUGAUGGAGGACGGUGAAUGUAAAGGAAUUAUCGCCUACAACCAGGAGGACGGUACUCUUCACAGAUUCCGCGCUCACCACACUGUCCUUGCUACCGGUGGAUAUGGCCGUGCCUACUUCAGCUGUACCUCCGCCCACACUUGCACUGGUGACGGUAUGGCUAUGGUUGCUCGUGCUGGACUUCCCAACCAGGAUCUGGAAUUCGUGCAAUUCCACCCUACUGGUAUCUACGGUGCUGGUUGUCUGAUUACUGAGGGCUCCCGUGGUGAGGGUGGCUACCUUCUUAACUCAAACGGUGAACGAUUCAUGGAGAAGUAUGCCCCAACUGCUAAGGAUCUGGCCUCUCGUGAUGUCGUCUCCCGAUCCAUGACCAUGGAAAUCCGCGAGGGCCGUGGUGUUGGCCCAGACAAGGACCACAUCUACCUCCAGCUGAGCCAUCUUCCCGCCGAAAUUCUCCACGAGCGACUCCCCGGUAUCUCUGAGACUGCUUCUAUCUUCGCUGGUGUCGAUGUUACCAAACAGCCAAUUCCCGUUCUCCCAACUGUCCACUACAACAUGGGUGGUAUCCCAACCAAGUACACUGGUGAGGUCCUCACUCUCGACGAGAACGGAAACGACAAAGUUGUUCCCGGUUUGUAUGCCUGCGGUGAAGCCGCAUGUGUCUCUGUCCACGGUGCCAACCGUCUUGGAGCCAACUCCCUUCUCGAUCUCAUCGUCUUCGGCCGUGCUGUCUCUCACACCGUUAGGGACAACGCCUCCCCCGGUGCCCCCCACAAGGAGAUCAGCGCUGAUGCUGGUGCUGAGUCUAUUGCUGCUUUGGACAAGAUCAGAACUUCCGAUGGAUCCAAGUCUACCUUCGAGAUUAGAAAUGCUAUGCAGAGGACUAUGCAGUCUGAUGUCAGUGUUUUCCGAACUCAAGAGAGUUUGGAUGAGGGUGUUACCAAGAUCACUGAGGUUGAUCAAAUGUUUGCCGAUGUUAACAUCAAGGACCGCAGCAUGAUCUGGAACUCUGACUUGGUUGAGACCAUGGAGCUGAGGAACUUGUUGACUUGCGCUACCCAAACCGCCGUUGCUGCCGCCAACCGCAAGGAAUCUCGUGGUGCUCACGCCCGUGAAGAUUACCCUGAGCGAGACGACGUCAACUGGAUGAAGCACACUCUUACCUUCCAGAAGCAACCCCACGGUAAGAUUGAUCUCACAUACCGUGCCGUCAACGGACACACUCUCGACGAGGCCGAGUGCAAGGCUGUCCCACCAUUCAAGCGUACAUACUAG